This is a messenger RNA of Diachasmimorpha longicaudata, 806 nucleotides long. RefSeq names its product nuclear protein 1. The record is from RefSeq and is a predicted model, not a curated record. Lineage: Eukaryota; Metazoa; Arthropoda; Insecta; Hymenoptera; Braconidae. Gene Ontology annotation, biological process: negative regulation of cell population proliferation; negative regulation of cell cycle; regulation of transcription by RNA polymerase II. The transcript has 2 exons. Bases 100 to 309 code for a protein of 69 amino acids. Gene Ontology annotation, cellular component: nucleus.
ACACCGGGGAAGGCAGUACACAAACGAAAACAAAGCAAUUCGUAUCCAAAUUAUUAAAGUCACUCUCAAGUUUUGAUAAAUUAAUUUUGACUUGUGAUAAUGUCUGAGGUUUAUGUAGACGAGUACGAGCACUUCAAUUACGAUUACGAUAAGCAUAUAUUCACGGGACACGGUGGAAAACAGAGGAGCAAGAGAGAGGCCACUGAGCACACAAAUCAUUUUGAUCCCAAUGGACAUUCUAGAAAAAUCCUCACUAAGUUAAUGAAUUCUGAGCACAACAAGAGGCACGUCGAUAAGAGCAAGGCUUAGGAGGUUACUGAAGUUUCGUGAUAAUUUGUGUCCCCACGUCCUCGGCCCUGUUCUCCACCAUCUCCAGGGCCACAGUGGUCUCCGGAGGCCUGCGAGGGCAUCGUCGAGAAAGCAUUUACUCACGAAUUGAAGACCUUCACCUUGAAACCCUAGAAUCUACGAAACCUCAUACAAGAAUCCAUCAUCACCUGAGAGAUCUCAGCCUCUACCAAUCCUCCUCUGAGGGGUGAAUGCCCCUCAUCGACCCCUCCCACCACAAAUAAUAUUGAUAAGAUUUAAAGAGUGAAAAUUGAUAUUGUAGUGCUAGUAACUCAAGGCUGAUCUAGACGCAGUCGUUAAUUUUGCAUUUUCCUCGUGUUUUUCUAGCUUUAGCAAUAACUCGUCAUUUUAAUCUCAUAAAUCAUCCCAUUUAGUGAGAAGUAGAUACUUCAGAUGAUUUUUUUUAAUGAUAUAUUAAAUAUGUAUGAGAAGUAUUAAAUAAAAUGAGUUGAGAAUGA